Molecule: messenger RNA, 930 nt
Organism: Charadrius vociferus (killdeer)
Lineage: Eukaryota; Metazoa; Chordata; Aves; Charadriiformes; Charadriidae
Product: chromosome unknown open reading frame, human C3orf38
Exons: 3
Coding region: 1-930 (309 amino acids)
Source: RefSeq, a predicted model, not a curated record
AUGGCGUCGCUGGGGCUGAGCGAGCGGGAGCAGGCCGGGUGCCGCCAGCUCCUGGAGUUUCUCGAGACCGAGGAGCUGAUGGCGCUGACGGACACCGUCACCAACCGCCUGGUGCACCCGGAGGGCCGACAAGAAGCCAUUCGUGCCAUUUUGGUUUACAGCCAAAGCGUAGAAGAACUUUUGAAACGCAGAAAAGUCUAUAGAGAAAUAAUUUUUAAGUAUUUGGCAGCACAAGGAAUUCCAGUGCCUCCUUCCUCUGAGAAACAACUACUUAUUGAUCGUGUAAAGCAGUACUGGAGUGGGCAACUCACAACACAUCCCUCAGAGUCAGGGGAAAGAAAACCACACGCAGAGAGUCACGGAGAGAGACAAAAGUCACCACAAGAUGCCAUUCGUGAUCUAGGAGAGGAAUUCUGUCAAUGGUUCUUUGAACUCCUGAAUUCUCAGCAUCCCUUGGGAGCAAAAUCUGAAGAAGGAUGGGGACCACAGCAUUUUUGGGAAGAUGCUAAAAUGAAGUUCUGUUACAACACAUUAGAAAAAAACAUGGAAGAAUAUGUUGGUGCAGAAAUGGUGAGCCUUCGUCUCCUCUCGUUGGUUAAAGAAGAAUAUCUUCUGUUCAACCCUAAUUUGCAUGCCAGUGGACUGAAAUGUACCAUGUCUCGACAUGGGUUAGUACUGGUAGCAGUGGCUGGCACGGUACAUAGAGACAACACUUGUUUGGGCAUCUUUGAACAAAUUUUUGGACUCAUUAGCUGUCCUGUUAAGGAGAAUACCUGGAAAAUAAAAGCUGUGAACCUUAAAAUAGUUGGACAGAAUGCUCUGGAGCCUGGGAUGCAAAUUGAAAAACCCUCCCUAAAAUAUGAGUCAAACCAACUGCAAGAGUUAUAUGAUGGGAAAGAACUGACUGUGUUUGAACCUCAGAAAUUCUGA